Molecule: messenger RNA, 591 nt
Organism: Sodiomyces alkalinus F11
Lineage: Eukaryota; Fungi; Ascomycota; Sordariomycetes; Glomerellales; Plectosphaerellaceae
Exons: 3
Coding region: 1-591 (196 amino acids)
Source: RefSeq, a predicted model, not a curated record
AUGACGGCAUACCUGAGCUGGUUGCCGCUUCUUCCUUCUCGUGCUCCCAAACAUGACGACGUUCCGUUCCUGGAGAUUUGUUCCCAAUUAAAGAGCCUUGAAUCCGUGUACCCAAAUCAAAGCCUCCAAUGUCGUGUUCGCGGCCCGUCGAAGCGGCUCUUCUGCACUGGACGAGACGAAUUACAACCGAGGCAAAGACGCGAGUCCCGGCAUGACGCUGAUAACGACGACGAUGACAAUGUUGAUGUUGAUGACGAUGUAGUUGCAGUUCCGUAUUGGACAGGCGAAAAGCGUCCAGUAGCUGCCUCGUCCCCUACAGUAGGUAGCCCUGCAGUAGCCCCCAAGGAUAACGCUGGUUUCUGUCCGGCUCACUACUUUACGUCAUUGCCUCUAGCACCGAGAGCCAGUACGAACACGUACCGAGCAAUGGCUGCUACCAGAAAAAGAGACUUUCGUCAGGCGAAGGCUCGUGGUCGCCACACGGUUCCAUGUACUAAAUCUGUCCAGCAGCGAAAGCCAAGCCAGGUCAACCUCAUGGUCUCGCCUGUCCCGUAUCCAACACCAUCCAACAAAUAUGAAUCAGCCGGUUGA